This is a messenger RNA of Arachis duranensis, 1926 nucleotides long. RefSeq lists its product as uncharacterized. NCBI's taxonomy places the organism in Eukaryota, Viridiplantae, Streptophyta, Magnoliopsida, Fabales, Fabaceae. The record is from RefSeq and is a predicted model, not a curated record. The transcript is spliced from 5 exons. Bases 1 to 1926 code for a protein of 641 amino acids.
AUGGGAAGGGCGACGUUGCUAUCACCGCCGUUGCUGAGCUACCGCCGCUGUUGUAAAGGCUCUGCCAUUGCCUUUGUUGCUACUGGAGAGAGGGAGACCGGAACAGCUUAUGAUAGGGUGGAUUGGAGGUUUCUGGAGAGUACUCUCAUUGCUUUUGGUUUUCCUAUCAUCACUGUUAAUUUGAUUAUGACUUGUGUCCGUGCAUCCUCUCUUUCUAUUAUGUGGAAUGGGAAUAGAUUGGAUAGUUUUGCUCCUAGAAGGGGGCUUAGACAGGGCAAUCCAAUGUCUCCUUACUUAUUUGUGCUUUGUAUGGAAAGACUUGCCUGCUAUAUAUCUCAUAAGGUGGUCGAGGGUGUGUGGAAACCAGUUUCUGUCACUAUGGGUGGCCCAAAAUUUUCUCAUUUGAUGUUUGCAGAUGAUCUCUUACUCUUCUGCCAAUCUCAUUUGAUGUUUGCAGAUGAUCUCUUGCUCUUCUGCCAGGCUACAAAAAGUCAGGUCCAAAUGGUCAUGUAUUAUCUUAAUAUUUUUUGCAAGGCAUCUGGCAUGAAAGUGAAUCUUGAAAAGUCUAAAGCUUUUUGUUCUAAAAAUGUGACUGCUCGUAGAAGAAAUAUUUUUACUAGUGUUUCUUCAAUACGUUUUGCUUUGGACUUAGGAAGAUAUCUUGGAGUUAACCUUAAUCAUUCCCGUAUCAGUAGGGCUUCUUUUCAUUCGGUGAUUGAAAAGGUGAGGGGAAGAUUAGCUAAUUGGAAAGGAAGGCUUCUAAAUAAAGCAGGGAGACUUUGCCUGAUCAAUUCUGUUGCAGCAUCCAUUCCUGUCUAUCAUAUGCAGGACAAGCCUUGGGUUGCUCUAUUGAGGGCGAAGUAUCUGAGGAAUGAGGGAGUUUUAGAUGGCCCUGUCCCUUGCAAUGCUUCUCAUGUUUGGAAGAGUAUCUCAAAGGCUUUUGGUGCUCUUAAGGAUGCCUUCUCUUGGUGUGUUGGGUCACUUGAUCAAUCUUUUUGGUUUGACAAUUGGAGUAUUGAGGGCCCAAUUGCUCAAGAUGUCCCUUUUGUACAUAUAUCUGACUCUGAUUUAACUAUUAGAGACGUUUGGAAAGAUGGUCAAUGGAAUCUCCAUGAUAUUUUAUCUAUCAUUCCAGAAGAUGUCAAACAGCGUUUGAAUGCUUAUAAUCCGGAUUUGAAUGCUGGAGAGAGUUCGGGUUGGUCGUGGGGUGUGGCAUCAUCUAGACUCUACUCAGCUAGGAGUGGGCACAGUUGGCUAGCCAAAAGAACGUUUGACUGGAAUGAGCAUGAUAAUUGGUUGUGGGUAUGGCGUCUGCAUAUUCCUGAGAAGUAUAAGUUCUUGAUUUGGCUCAGUCUUCAUAAUGCUAUUCCUACGACAGAGUUUCGUUUGGGUCGUGGUUUAGCUUUAUCUAGCACCUGUCAUCGGUGUCAGAAUGGUUCUGAAUCCAUUCUUCAUUGUCUUCGGGAGUGCCCUAGUGCCAAGGAGAUCUGGACCCUUUUAGGCCUGUAUUCAGAUAACUCGAAUUUACAUGACUGGCUCUACAGAGAUGAUUCAUGGAGUGCUAGUAAAGUGGUGAGUUUGAUUCGUAGUUCAGUAAGGAAGUUUCACACUAUUUUUGCUAUGCAUCAAUCUCUGUCUCCUCCUUCACUUUGUUUGCAUUGGGUUCCACCUCCAGUUCAUUCUGUUAAAUUGAAUUGUGAUGCUAGUUGGUUUGCUCCUUCUGGCUAUGCUGGUUUUGGUUGUAUUAUUCACAAUCCUAAUGGAUGUUGGUUGAAAGGUUGCACUGGAAAAGUCGACGUGUGCAGUGUUCUUUUUGCUGAAUUAGGACUGCAAAUAGCGUUGCAGAUUGUAUGGCUAAAGCAGCUGCUUCUGUCGCGGACAUUCACUCGAAUUGGAGCCAACCAUGGAGUGAGCUUCAACAUCUAA